Molecule: messenger RNA, 1194 nt
Organism: Closterium sp. NIES-67
Lineage: Eukaryota; Viridiplantae; Streptophyta; Zygnematophyceae; Desmidiales; Closteriaceae
Source: the annotation of a GenBank genome assembly
AACGGGCCUAGGGAAGGGCCUCUGCUCCAGUCGAUAUUUCAGUGCUAGGAAGCCCCAUUCAUCAGCUAGCUGAGAAUUUUGCACCAUCUUUGCUCAAUUUCGACCAGCGCCAUAGCGCCCUCCAGCCGAACCCAAUCAGACUGAACAUUUUGACUAGGAUAAACGUAAAUGGCUUCCGCAGUCGCAUUCCAGGCCGGCGUGCUCCCUUGCAAAGACCUCGCACCUCUCCUGCUUGCUUCGAAGAAGCAGCAGUCCCUGUCCAGCUCAGCGCGCCUUGCGGCUAACACCCAAUUAGCCUCCCAGACAUCUCCAUUCUCCUCCGCCUCUCCCGUCGCUUCGCGUCGAGUCCGCGUGUGCGCUUCCGCAGAUAGGAGCAAUGAUGCUGGGUCGUCUUCCCGCUUCCGCCUCCGCGCCCGUCUCAUUGGCACACUUCCCCGCCAAGCUGACGGCUUCCGUCACGGAAGCCGUCAAGGCCGCCGUCAAGCCCAUCCUCGCAGCGGCCCUCAUCGCCUUCGUCCUCACCGGCGCGCCGAACGACGCGCUCGCCGCGCAGGGCGGCGGGCGCGUCGGCGGAAGCUCCUUCUCCGCGUCGCGCGCAAACACCUACGCGCCGCCCGCCGCGACGUACGGCGCGCCCGCGCCGGUGAUCGUGGCGCCGCCCGUGGUGCCGUUCUUCAUGCCGACGCCGUUCUUCGGGUUCCCGUUCUUCGGCCCCACGAUCUCGCUGGGCGGAGGCGGCGGGCUGUUCGGGUUCCUGAUCCUCGGGAUCGCCGUGUUCUUCAUCGCGCAGACCGUCAUGGGGUUCCUCGCGGACUCGGCGGAAGAGGAGGUGUGGGCGGAGACGCAGCGGAGCAGUGUCGUGAGGCUUCAGGUGGGCCUGCUGGGCACGGCGAGGAAGCUUCAGCGCGACCUGGACCAGAUGGCGUCGCGCGCUGACACCGGCUCGCAGGAGGGGCUGCACACUAUCCUGCAAGAAACCGUCCUGGCUCUGCUGCGCAACCCCGACUACUGGCAUCUAUGGCUUCACCUCGUCCGAGACUGCGAACGACUCGUACGAGGGCGAGGCGGCAUUCAACCGCCUGAGCAUGGGCGAGCGCAGCAAGUUCAAGGAGGAGACUCUUGUGAAUGUUGGUGAUGUGCGGAAACAGUUGGAGCGCCAGCCAAGCGAGCAGCGAAUGAACAGCGAAUACAUUG